UCAACAUUGCACAUAUCAUAAUCAUAUAAUUUUUGAUGAUUAUAGCCAAACAAAAACAAAAGUUGAAAUUGAAUUAUUAUACAUUAACAUUCCUCACGUGACUCAAUUUCCAAUCAUGCCAAAUUUUCUGCUUCCACAUGCAAGUCCACUCAAUUAUGCUCCCAUGUUGGACCAUAACCUCUCAAACCCCACUCAUUUUCUUCCUCUAAUGGAACAUCAGUAUUCUCUCCUCCAACCACUCAUCUCAUCCACCACCACCGUCACCGUCCCUCCGGCAAUAACCCAUUUCCCGGCAAACGGAGAAGUAGCCGGUAAACCCAGAACUUUCUCUUCCAACCGUGCCAUCGCCAUCCGUCUCCUCUCCAUCUUCUUCAUUGCAAUAAUCUCAAUCUGGGCAAACUUCGAAGCAUCAAAGGGUUUCGAAAUCACCAUCAUCAACGAAGCUCCCCUGGACUCUCUCGCAGGAAAACGCUUCGCCCUCUUCUACAUCUCCGACGACAAAGCGACUCGCAUAGUCCUAAAAGCCAGCAAGAUCGUCGAAGACCUUCUUUACCCAAAUGCCAGACUACCCAAGAAGCAGAUCGGCCAUGUGACGCUACGUCUCUCCAGCCGGAAAAUGACUGAAAAAGUAGCCGUUAAAUCCUCCUCAGGGGAAGAACAAGGUUUUGUAAUCGAUAUAAAUUCUCUGCUAAUGGAAGAAGAAAAUGCGAACCGUGCCAUGGAAUCGGCGGUCCUACGUGGUGUGGCCCGGGUGUGGCUUUGGGAUGGCCAUUCAAAAGCUCCGCCGGAGCUUUUGGCCGGAAUUGUGGAGUAUAUCAGCAUGGUUUCCGGAUUUGGUGAAAUGAGUUAUGGCUCGGGCGCUGGUGCCUGCGAUUUGCCGGAAUGUGGUAGCCAUUCUUGGUGGGAGGAUAAGGAUGCGAAGGUUGUGGCCAAGUUUUUGAAUUAUUGGGAAGAGAAUGACAAAGGGUUCAUCCAUCGGUUGAAUAGAGGCAUGAAAGAUGGGUGGGAUGAUCGGACAGUUGAUGAUGCGCUUGGUGUAGGGGCACAGCAACCCUUGUGUGUAGCAUGUAAUUUUUCUAGUACAGCUAGAUCUUAGUAUAAUCAAGUUAAACAUGAUUAAUGGUUGUGAUCUAAUCUGGGUCACAUGGUUCCAACAUCAAGGAUUAAUUAUUGGGUGUGGCAUCACAUGGGAAUGAUCACCAUCGUUGGACAUCGAUGCAAUCAGUGUAAGUGGGUCCCAACCAGAUAAGUUAAUUUGUUUUAUUUAUUUUUAAUUAUUUUUGCACAAGCAGAAAAAAAGGAUUAUUUUGUAAUUUUGUAAUUAAUUUUUAUACAAUUGAGUAUAAGCAAUAAGCAAUUUGUUGUA
Molecule: messenger RNA, 1366 nt
Organism: Ziziphus jujuba (common jujube)
Lineage: Eukaryota; Viridiplantae; Streptophyta; Magnoliopsida; Rosales; Rhamnaceae
Exons: 1
Coding region: 116-1096 (326 amino acids)
Source: RefSeq, a predicted model, not a curated record